Messenger RNA from Diachasma alloeum, 3127 nucleotides. Its product is annotated as carboxyl-terminal PDZ ligand of neuronal nitric oxide synthase protein. Bases 1168 to 2940 code for a protein of 590 amino acids. The transcript is spliced from 6 exons. The record is from RefSeq and is a predicted model, not a curated record. Gene Ontology annotation, molecular function: nitric-oxide synthase binding. NCBI's taxonomy places the organism in Eukaryota, Metazoa, Arthropoda, Insecta, Hymenoptera, Braconidae.
AAUACACUCCAUCGGCUCCCUCAGUUCUCAGGCAUGUCCGGCUCAACAGCGAUCAUUGAUUCUUCGAUUGAGAAUCAUAAUCGAUAAAUUCGCUAGGGACUCGUGAGGGACACCAGUUAAACGAGAGAAAGUGAUCGAUCAUUUCCUCAGCAUUUCCCAUUGAAAAAAUAAUAAAUUGUGCACAUUGCGGAAUGGAACAACUAGUUGAGUGACAUUUGAAGUUCAGCGUAUUUUGCUAAACACUUUUGGACACUGGAACACGCAAAUUAAUCGUCAAAUGAGGAAUUGGUUUCAUUUUUCCACUUUGGAACUGAUGAAUUUUCGGUGAAUAUCUGCACAUCGAUUGCUGCGGAAAUGGGACGAUUUUCGUGAGAACCUUUGUUUGAAGAGAAACAUUUUGAUAUCUCGAUUGAUUUUCGAAUUGUAGAGUAAAUGACAUGCGGCAAUUCCCGCGAGAAUCUUUACUUGAAGAGAAGAAUUUUAAUACCUCUCUUGGUUGUCCGGGUAUUUUUCAAAAAUUCAUCAUCUUCAAAUAAAUGAAUUAAUCCCGUCGAUUCUACUUCAGAACAGCUGAGUUUUUGGUAAAUAUUUUUUCAUUCAAGGGAGAUACUAAAAUUUUCGUGAGGAAUUAUUUUGUCAAGUGGAUGAGCCUCCACAGACGUUUCCGGAAAUUUAGAUAUCUCCGUGAGUUUUCAAUAUAUUUUGCAAAAACUUAUUUUGAAUUGAAAAAAAUUAAUUCGUCAAUUAACUUUACCGAAUUGAAAGGAAACAGUGGAUUUUUAGAAGAGAUAUUUUUAAAAAAACUGAUCAUGAAAGUGAUUUCCUCAUUUUUCUCGUCAAGAAAAAUUUGAUAUCUCUUUAAUCCCAAGUUUUUAAUUGAUUAAAAACUAAUUACCCUCGGGAGACCCCUGUUAAACGAGAGAAAGUGAACGAUCAUUUCCUCUUUCUCAAUUCAAAAAAUCCCGCAAAUAGCGGAGUGCAAGAAGUUGAGUGACAUUUGAAGUUCAGCGUGGUCUCCUAAUCACUUUCUGAGCACUCUGGAGCACAUAUGUGGGUAAUGAGGACGGCUCUGUGCGUCACAGGCGCCGCGAGUCCCUGAAGCCCAGGGUCAAACACGUUGACUCUCAGGUGCUCCAACGACUCAUAAUUUUUUUUUAAAUACAAAAGAUGUUGAGAAAUCCGGGGAAGUUGACGAUUGCCUCGGAAGUGCCGGCUAGUGCGGGUGGUCAGAGCCCUGGUACGCCUGAGCCAGGCACACCAGGAGGCACCAGACCUCGAAAGAAAUUGUCCUUCAAGGAGCCGGAAUUUUUUGGCUACUUGAGGAUGAAAAAACCGUCGUUUAGAGCGAAGCCACCGGUUCCUAAUCCUCCUCCGGCCUCUCAUCAACCGACUCGUGUUCCGUUGGAUGAGCAGCCUUUUGAGGAGGAGGAUGAGGAUUUCGAGGAACUGCAGAGUCAAGCCAUGAGGGUAGUUAGAACGGUCGGACAGGCCUUUGAGGUGUGCCAUAAAUUGAGUAUCAAUGCGGCGUCUGAGGAGCGCGAUCAGGAAAUUGAUAAGGAGAGGGAGCGGAGCGACGAUCAUCUGUCUCGUAGUGAGGAUUACGAGGACGAGAUGACGAAUGAUCGACAGCCGAUCAUACAGCCACGCUCACCAUCGCCGAAUGUUCACAAAGACAUAUCACUUAUGGGGGAUGGGGAGGACACGGGAGUGGAUCAACCACCUGCUGUUGCACCUUGUAUUAUUAGGACGCAUUCCUCGGCAUCGCCCAUCAGGCAAUCGCCAUCGGGAACAGUUCCGUCCGAAUGCGGCGACAUGCUCCUACUCGGCGGAAAUGAGUUGACUUCUCUAAAACAUGAGAUACAAUUACUCAGGGAGCGUUUGGACCAGCAGGGCCAGCAGACCCGUGCAGCUGUGGCGCAUGCCAGGCUACUCCAGGAUCAACUCGCAGCGGAAACCGCAGCGAGAGUCGAAGCUCAAACGAGGACUCAUCAAUUACUGGUCCAGAAUAAGGAGCUCUUAGAACACAUUGGUGCCCUAGUGAGUCAUUUGCGUGAGCAAGAGCGCGCAUCUGGCAUACACGGUGCUGUACAGUCACAAGGUGCUCAAGGAACAAAUAAUCCCAUGAAUCAACAAUCACCAAAUGUUCCCGACCUGUCCACUCUCGGUCAGUCUCACUCGAGAACACCUGGCCAGGGCUCACCCUGGGAGCUGGAGCCACCGUCUUUCACCUACUCUUACACACCAGAUCCCCUCUACGGUACUGGGGGGCUAGAUCUAGGGGGAUACGGUGCGUCGAACGAUCAAUUGCACUUUCAGACGCAGUUGCUCGAGAGAUUGCACAAUAUUAGUCCCUAUCAGACGCAACGCUCGCCAUACGCUACACCCUCACCCUAUCCCAUGCCAGCACCGAGUUUUCUACUGUCCCCUACUAGUAAACCAUCGAAUUCCCAGGCAUCCAUGAGGCUCUCCCAAGCGAACAGUUUCGCCUCGUCUCCAGUGCUGCCGAACAAAAUGCCGGGCUACACUUCCCAAUCGGAGGACGCAUUAUCAGACCUUCAAGCCCUCAUAAAACCCCUCCCCUGCACGCUCCCCCGUCAGAGAAAUUCCCUGCACUUUGCCAGAGACACUCAGGACUCGAGGCAGCAGCAGAGGGCGAGUUGCCCUCCCCAGACGACGGUCACCCUGGACCCACCCCCCAAGGGAAGAAAGACCGAGCAACCGAAGCAGGACAGCCCUAGACCCCAAGGGAGUCCUGCCAGGGAGACCCCCAGCAGGGAAUCCCAGUCGAUUGAUAAAAACAUCCCUAAAAGCAGUCUCGCGACCAUCCUGAGAUCACCGGGACCUCCGCCCUCGAGGACAACCAGCGCUCGUCUCCCAGCGCGAAAUGACCUCAUGAGCCAAGUACAACGAAAAACCUGGGCACGGCACACGACCAAAUAGAGUGGAGAAUAUUUUAUUUAUACACUGAGAAAACAAGAGUUUAUUGAGAAGUUCUUCUUUACUUGUACAGUGGUUACUCCCUAACAUUUCAGCCUCUGGCGCCAGACUUCAAGGAAUUAAAGUAGCUCUACCCUUACGGUAAAUUCAAAGAUUAUUGAAAACUGCAAAAAAAUCGCAGAAAACUUAG